ACUAAAAAAAAAAAAAAAUUCAAGUACGGUUUUAAACUUUGGAAGCGUCACUCUCUUCCUGAGCCCAAGGAUAACUGUAGGCAGAUUCUAAGCUGCUGUGGGAGGACAGAGCUGUAGGUAUGCCUUGAAGGAGGAGCUAAGAGAGUGUUUUGGAACACCGCGUUUCAGAACUUCAUAUCUUAUAGCUCGGGUAUGGUUUCCCCUUAUGGAGCAUGCGGCCUUUGCACCACGGGUGUUCUAAGUUCCCUUCUCAGUAAAGAGAUUCCAUGAUUCUGGAACAUCCUGAAUCCUUCCCAAGUUCUAGGCAUCAAGUCAGAUGACACAGGUAAGAUAAGGAUCUCAUCUCAGGACUUGUCUGUAGGUAUCAAGCUUGGGAAUGGAUUGCAAGCUCAGGCUGAGCUCCUCGUUAACUUGUAUCUUCGUGAACGGCCUUCACAGGGCCCCAACCUUAGCAUGAGUUCUGAUGCCUUUCCUCUGCCCCAGGCACAGUAUUAGAGGUGAAAGCACAUGGGACUUCCUUUGAAAUAUAAACCAUAUCUCAUUCCUUGUAAGAACUACAAUAGGCUCUCACAAAUGUCAAGAAGGCAGGUGUAAAUACUGCACUCCUGGCAAGGGGGAAACAUAGCUUGAUGGCCAAGGAGACAUUUUUAAGGGGCCUAAUCCUUUCUUUCCUCCAUGAAUAAUCAGCUCAUUUCAAUGUUUACCAGCACAACAAUACUGUGCUCAGAAAUUUCCAGAUUCCCCGAGAAACAGACAAUUAAAGGAACGUAACUCAGUUUUGUGCAGGAGAGUGGGAGCUGAAUAAAUUAUUCAGACCAGCAGAUGAAAUACCAAUAACACCAUCCCCUUAUAGAAUACGUGGUUCAAUAGACAGACAUGCUUUUCAGCGUCUUUUCUGAAUUGCAUCCUACCAGAGGAAAAGAGCGAGAUUCUGUUUGAUCUACUCAAGGUUCAGCCUCUUCAUUCAAAAACUUGGCCUUCAUCAUACAUAUUUUCUAAUUUUAAGAUAUAAGAAUCACCACAAACAAAUCUUGUGCAGAUAUCACAAAUACUUAUUUAACAAAUUUGACUUCUCUAUCUUUUGCCUGCCUCUCAAGUGCACCAAGGAGCAAUUUUUACGUUAAGUUUUCUAGUUACCAAGACUUCUUCGCUAAAAGCCCCCCAUUAUGUUUCUUUCUAUACCUGAAGCCUUUAUUUUCUGCUGCUUAGCAGUGAAUGCUCUUUUUUAUUUUUUUUUAAAUCCCUACCACUGCAGUUUCUUUUAGCAACUUGUGUGAAAGUCUGACCUCUGGUGGUUUUAAUUGUAAACAGCAUGUAUGAGAGAAAAAUGAAGAAACAACGUAAAGGCUUUUCAGUCACUAAGGGGUAUUUGGGAGGCUCGGCUAAGUAGACUUUGAAUACACUGUCCUGUUUAAUUUUCACAACGUCCAUAUCUAUUAUCAAUAUCCUAAGCAAAUGAAUGAGGAAAUGUUCUCUAGAGAAGCCAAGUGGAGCUCCCAAGUUCACUCAGAGCUAUAGUUACUCUUGAAUUUAUCCUCUUGUCCAGGCCUAGUCAUUCCAUGGCAUACUUUAGUUUGUAGUUGUCAUGUAUUACACUUAAAAAUAUUAGCCACUGACUACCUUCUAAUGAUUAUAGCUGCUUGUUCGUUUAUCAAAGGACACUGACCUCAGAUCACCUCAGUUCAUCAGUGGACACUAAGGAGAUAAUGGUGAAAGAGGUGACACAGGAGAAGAAGGCAAGGAUGGCAAAGUGGGACGCCAAGGACCAAAAGGAGUUAAAGGAGAGCUGGGUGAUAUGGGAGCCCAGGGCGAUAUUGGCAAGUCUGGUCCUAUUGGCAAGAAGGGUGACAAAGGAGAGAAAGGUCUGCUUGGGGUACCUGGAGAAAAAGGCAAGGCAGGUACCAUCUGCGACUGUGGCAGAUACCGGAAAGUGGUUGGACAACUGGAUAUUAGUGUUGCUCGUCUUAAGACAUCAAUGAAAUUCAUCAAGAAUGUCAUAGCAGGGAUCCGGGAAACUGAAGAGAAAUUCUACUACAUUGUGCAGGAGGAAAAGAACUACAGGGAAUCUCUGACCCACUGCAGGAUCCGGGGAGGGAUGCUGGCCAUGCCUAAGGAUGAAGUUGUUAACACUCUUAUUGCUGACUAUGUCGCCAAGAGUGGCUUCUUCAGAGUGUUCAUUGGCGUGAAUGACCUUGAGAAGGAGGGGCAAUAUGUGUUCACAGACAACACUCCAUUGCAGAACUACAGCAACUGGAAGGAGGGGGAGCCUAGUGACCCCUAUGGCCAUGAGGACUGUGUGGAGAUGCUGAGCUCUGGCAGGUGGAACGACACAGAGUGUCAUCUUACCAUGUAUUUUGUCUGUGAGUUUGUCAAGAAGAAAAAUUAAUUUCCUUCAUGUUACACAGGCACUUUCUCCCAGGGUCUCCUAGCAGUUACUUUUAUUCAUUGUUGCCUUUCUAACUUCAUUGUACUUGCUAAAAUGACAGAAGGGCUCUGCCUCCACUAUCUUCUUCUGUGUUAAUUGUGAAGUUUUUGGACAUGAUGUUUACUUGGGACGUUCUUGGCCAUCUUUCUCUUGUAUCUGUAUUUAACCCACUGGUAUAAUGGAAGGAAGGCACUACAACUCAAAAGGGGAAGGGAGAGGGUAGUUCUGAAACAAUACAAGUUAUAAUCCUUCUAUUACAUUUUUCCUUGCUAUUAAUGACUCCAUUUUAUUUCAUGAAUGUAUUCAUGCAGACAUUCUUCACCUUCAGCAUAAAUAUUCAAGAGGGAAGGGUUCAAGCCUUCAGAAAACUCUGAAAGUGCUAACGUGCUACCCUCUCCAGGGCCCCUCCCCCUUCCAUCACAUAGGUUACUCAUGGAGAAAUUUCAUGGGAGGCCUUUCACUCCCUGUAAAUUGAUGUUGCUGGAGACGCCCUUUGUAUUAUUUUGACAUCACAGAGAUAUGUCCAGCACAGCAUUUGAAAUGUGUUUUGAAUCCUCAUUUACCGAAUUGGCAACCUUGAGCUGCAGAUCAAACCUCAAAGCAACUUUAAUUUGGCAUGUGAAAAUAAACAGUUGAAAAAACCUCUUGCUCCUCUUCUAUAAAUGGAUACCCUACUUAUGGGUUAUGACACAUGAUUAGAUUGUUUAAAAUGCUAGCAAAACAGUUAAUGAAACAAGGGAAAUAGAUCAACAACAUAUGCUCUCCUUAAACCAUCUGUUCAUUACUUUGCCCAUGACUAACUGGUAGUGAGAUGAGGUUCUUGGCAUUGUCUAUGUGAAUUCACCAAGAGCUACAAAUCCACAUCCUACAGAGUCCAGAAAGAUGACAUAAAUAGAUGAUCUGGGAGGGGUGAGGCCCCUGAUCCCUGAUCCACUAGUCACAGCCUGCUCUUUAAAGGAGCCAAGUGCUUCUUAGCCACUGCGUCACUGCCACCAAUGACCCAGAAUCACUGCAAGUCAGUAUCCUGACAUCUGAACUGAAGUCAAAUAGCUGGAACUUUAUAACUCCAUAUUUCUAAGUGAUGACAAUUAAUCAAUAUUUAACCCAGAAUGUAAGACCUACAAUUGUCUGUUAACCAAAUUAUGAACUUUCCAUUUUCAUCUCUGGGGAAAGUUCUGAAAGUUCUAAUUGUGCCAGGUGUCAUUAGGAAAUGAUUACUUCAACAUCAGGUCUCCCAUGAAUGCCUUAUUCAGUUCAGCUUAAUAGGAGAAAUUUAGUAAAUCUUUGACAUUUAUCAGGUUAUUAAAGUAGUUACAGAGUCUCUUUUGAGAAUGUGGCAUAGGAUAUUUUGAAGGCCAAUCAGUUUAAUAUAAUUACAAAUCAGGGCAUCACGCCAAAUGCCAGCCAAGAUCUCAGAGAACUGGAACAUUCAGAAACACAUGGAGGAAAGGAAAGGGCUGAAAGAAGAGGGUGGCAGCCAAGAGCAAAUACAGACCAGGGCGGCUCCUGUUGGACUUAUGUUUGCAAUUGCUCUAAGUCCCUGAAGUCUGAAUAUUGUAAACAUAUGGCAAAUGCUAUCAUUUCUAUUAUAAAUUUAUAAUGCUAACAAUCAUCCUCUUAGUAACUCAACUCAGUUUGGAGGAUACUCCUUAGAGUAGAUGACAGUUUCAAGGAAUAGGAUCCAUCCAUUCUGGCCUGAAAGAACCUCUUUAAGACAGUACUUAUUUAAUCAGAACUCCAUGAAAAUGGUUUUUCUAUUUGUCUUUCAAGUGUGAAUGUCAGUAUAUAACCCAGGAUGUCCUUGAACUUUCAAUCUUCCUGUGUUAGCCUCUUAGAUGCUAGGUGACAGGUAUGCACCACCAUGCCCAGCUGAAAAUAUACAUGUUCUGUGUUUUAGGAAAGCCUCUGCACCUCCUUCCUCAAGGCAGGAAUUUUUACUGCUAUGUUUUUCAGUGAAAACACUGCAGCUCUGGGAAGCAAAGACAUUAACAAGAAUGGUGCAUUUGAAAGAAAAGCAAGUUUCUAUCCUGGUCCAACCUGAAUGUUCCAUGUAUUACAUGCUUAAAAGGUAGUGAGAUCUGUGUGUGUCAGGGGUGGUGUGGAGAAAUGAAGUGAGCAGCCUCACUUGAGAUACUGUCUACAGAGACUGAGAUUUGUGUUAUCACUAAUGAGAAGGUUGGUAGUGUGGGUUCUUUUAGGGUGAUACACCCGUGUCAGUAUUGCACAAAAGUUCAAACUCUAGAUCUGACCAUCAGAGCUGUCUAAGUGUCAUUGCUGAUUGUGACUCUUCCUAGCCAUUUUAUUGGGGAUAAUUUAAGUGCCCUUUUCCUUGUCUUUAUCAUUUUCAUAGAGAACCGUGACAACAAAGGAGGAGUCAUGGUGAGGUAUUUGGAGGAGUAUCAACUAGACAUAAUAUAUGGGUGCCACAAGACUUAGACAUUACUACUAAGUACCUGUGGUGUUAAGGGGUAAAUGGGAGAAAACAAUGAAUAUUUUGAGAUAUAUAAAAUAUUUUGAUAUAUAUUUACUUAAGUAAAUGUAAAUGUAUAUCAGUAUAUUAUGAAUAGAAAAUCUAUAUUUAGUUACAUAAAGUAUGAGUUUUAAAUCAUAAAAGUAAAAUUACUGGCACCUGGACAGAUAGUUGAAUGGACAAGAGCCCAUGGGGACACCAGUUAAGUUCCCAGAAUCCACAUUAUGGUUAACACUUGUCUGUAAUUCCAACUUUAAGGGAUCUGACACCUGAAGGGGAAGUUUCUGGUUUCUUUAAAAAACACAGUUGUGUCACGUGAUUUUUUUUUUCUGGGUGUUGUCUUGUGAGAGAGCACGUGAUGUUUUGCUGAAAACAGACACUUGAGAGGGCAUGUGAUGUUUUCAAAGAAUAUUAAUGAAUCCCCACAAACAGUGAAAGGUGGCUUUUGCAUUGUGAUACUAUACCAUGCUUUGCUGGUCUUUAUUGGCCAUGCUAGUCUUGAGUGGUCUUCCCUUGUCUUAAGUUUGUACAGCGAAACAAGCCAAAGAAUUUAUAAUGGUAUUCCAGAUGAUUCUGGCCAUUUAUUCUGACUUGUGGCAAUUCAGCACAGCCCUGUACUUUCUGCUGGAUCUUGCUACCACUCAUAAUUUGUAUCUGAUGUAUGUUGUUAGACUGGACUGCUGGUAUCCUGACAAAGAAAAGUGGAGUUACCCUAAAAAACUACUUCUAAACAGGUCCACAACUCCCCUUUUUCUCCCCUACCUCUGGUUCAGAGGACAAGAAAGAAGGUUAGGAUUUGAAAAGAAUCUAAGCCUACAGACACUAUUAUCUGGACUCCAUGAGCACCUACCCUCAUAUGUGCACAGUCUCACACACAGAUUCACAUAUAUGCAUAUAACAGUAAAAGUAAAAUCAAACCUUUUACAAAAUAAAACUAUUAGUCGUGCUACCUUUAGAUUAUCAGGCCUUCAUAUUACAGCUGAAUCCUUUCAUGUAUGAGGGAAAAUAUCUCUUCACAUCAUUUCAAUUAGGAUUGAAGAACUAUUUUCUAUUGAUCAUAUAUAUAUAAACCUUUAUAUAGUAUAGGGAUGUGUUUCACUGUAAUUCUAAGAGAUUCUCAUUCAGACUGUUUUUGUAUGCUUUUGGUAAUUUAAUAAGCCUUUGUGACAAAUUAAAAUGCAUUUCAUGUAA
Messenger RNA from Rattus norvegicus (Norway rat), 6086 nucleotides. NCBI's taxonomy places the organism in Eukaryota, Metazoa, Chordata, Mammalia, Rodentia, Muridae. The record is from RefSeq and is a predicted model, not a curated record.